CCUACUCCCGUACAUGGCGGUGGGGGAGAGCCAAUGACCCCACGUCCUGCUAACGGCAAGCUUUGGGGAGCCUACAGUAGAGCCAGGCUAGGACAGAGGCUUGUCGUGCCGCGACCUGACCUACCUCCAACCCACCUCUGCCGGGAGCAGCUUCCUGUACGUGUCUUGCUCCGUGCCUCCGUGUAAGUUUUGACAGUCGGCGUCGCGCAUGCGCACGCAUACAUCCAAUCCACCCUUUCUCACACCACCCCUUUCUGUAUCCUACAGCCUGGCCUCUACCACACUCCGCCCCCGGGGCCACGGCCAAAAAUUUGCCUUGACAAUCCUGCCCGGCCCGGGCAUGCGCGUAGCGAGCUGGCAUCCUCACCUCCCGAACUCAUAACACGGGCAUUCCGUUGCACCAACCUGAACCCACCCACCCAUACCUCAUACCUGCCUGCGAGGCGGCUGACUGUAUCCCGUCGUCCCACCCCCAACGCACAACACGCCCUUCUCAAAGAGACACGGCGCCACGCCCAUCCGUCGGAAAAUGUCGCAGAAGUUGAGCACGAGAGAGCAGAACCUCUUCCGCCAGGUCGUCCGGAACUAUGAGGAGAAACAAUACAAGCGUGGCCUCAAGGCUGCCGAACAGAUCCUCAAGAAGAGCCCCAGGCACGGCGACACAAUGGCCAUGAAGGCCCUCAUACUCAACGCCCAGGGCAAGACCGACGAGGCCUUUGCACUGGGCAAGGAGGCCCUGACCGUCGACAUGAAGUCGCACAUCUGCUGGCACGUCUAUGGGCUGCUCUACCGCACCAACAAGAACUUCGAGGAGGCAAUCAAGGCAUACCGCUUCGCCCUCAAGCUCGAGCCCGACUCCAGCCAGAUCCAGCGGGACCUUGCCAUCCUUCAGAUCCAGAUGCGCGACUACCACGGCUACGUCCAGAGCAGGCUCUCCAUGCUGCAGCAGCGGCCCCAGCUGAGGCAGAGCUGGACCGGCCUGGCCAUCGCCCACCACCUCGCCGGCAACCUCACCGAGGCUGAGAACAUCCUCAAGACAUUUGAGGAGACGCUCAAGACGCCUCCCCCAAAGACAGAUAUAGAGCACGCAGAGGCCAUCAUGUACCGGAAUCUGAUCAUCGCCGAGACCGGCGAUACCCAGAGGGCCCUGGACCAUCUUGACUCGAACUGCAAGCAGAACCUGGACCGCCUGGCCUACAUGGAAGCACGAGCCAAGUACCUGACCCAGCUGGGGAGGAAGGAUGAGGCUGCCCGGGCCUAUCGUGCGCUUCUUGACCGGAACCCUGAUCAUCCUGAAUAUUACGACUCCCUUAUCGCAGUACUUGACCUGGCCGAGGAUGACCACGCGGCACGCAAGGCGAUCUAUGACGAGUAUGUUGCAAAGUCGCCCCGCUCAGACGCCGCGAAACGACUUCCCCUGGACUUCUUGAGCGGCGACGAGUUCCGAGAAGCAGCGAAGAAGUACCUGGCUGCGGUCCUGGACAAGGGCGUGCCGUCUACCUUUGCCAACCUGAAGCAUUUGUAUAGUGACGAUUUCAAGAGGGCAACCCUGCCUGCCCUCGUGCAAGAAUACCUGGACACGGCAGAUGGGCAGCAUGCCAAUGGGGACAGCUCCAAGGGCAAAGGGGCAGCCCUGUACUUUUUGGCCCAGCACUACAACUACUCCAAGAGCCGGGACCUUGCCAGGGCUAUGGAGUACGUGGACAAGGCCAUCGAGCUCGACCCCAAGAACGUCGACUUUGCCAUGACCAAGGCCCGCAUAUGGAAGCACCACGGGAACCUGCCCAGGGCCUCGGAGGCCAUGGACCACGCCCGAGCACUCGACACCAGGGAUCGGUACAUCAACACCAAGGCAGCCAAGUACCAAUUGCGGAACAACGAGUGCGACAAGGCACUCAGGACAAUGGGCAUGUUCACCAAGGCCGACACCCCCGGCGGUCCGCUCGCAGACCUCCUGGACAUGCAGAGCGUCUGGUUCCUGACCGAGGACGGCGAGGCCCACGCGCGGCUGGGAAACAAGGGAAUAGCCUUGAAGCGGUUCCACGCGGUCUACAACAUCUUUGACGUGUGGCAGGAGGACCAGUUCGACUUCCACAGCUUCUCGCUGCGCAAGGGCAUGAUCCGGGCCUAUGUCGACAUGGUGAGGUGGGAGGACCACCUCCGGGACCACCCCAUGUACACGCGCGUGGCAAUCGGUGCCGCACGCGCGUACCUGCGGCUACACGAGGAGCGGGCGGCAGUGGAGGCCAACGGCGUCAACGGAUCAGGGGACGCGCAUGGUGACGACGCCCUGGAGAGGAAGAAGGCGGCAAAGAAGGCAAAGAAGGAGUCGCAGCGGCUGGAGCGGGAGGCGGCGGAGAGGGCAGCCAAGCAGAACCCCAACCAGGGCCAGAAAGGAAAGCAGGACGCGGAGGCGCUCAAGAAGAAGGACGACGACCCGCUAGGGCAGAAACUGACGGCCACGACGGACCCGCUGGGAGAAGCCAUGAAGUUUGUCAGCCCGAUGCUAGCGUGCAGCCCGAAGAGCAUUGAUGCGCAGACGACGGCGUUCGAGGUGCUGAUCCUCAGGAAAAAGUACAUACGGGCGCUUGGUUGCCUGAAGGCGGUGUUUGCGCUGGACAGGGAGAACGCCGUGGCCCACGAACAGGCGGUGCGGCUCAGGCAGGCGCUGGACCAGGAGGCCGGCACACUGCCACCCAAGGUGGCCGAGGUCAUCAAGGCGGAGUUUACGGAAAUCCCGGCAUCUACGGACCUCACCAAGCACAACGAGGGGUUCCGGAAGAGGCACGAAAGCAGCGCGCCGCACGUGCUUGCAACGAUCCGCGUGCAAGACAGGCUGGGCGGGGACCGGGGGAGGCUGGGCAAGGAGGUAACAAGCCUGCUGGAGAUGGAGGGAGUGGAGCUCAGGGACGCCAGCGAUGCGCAGGAACUGCUGAGGGGCUGGAAGAGCGAGGAGCUCGAGGAGUUCAAGAAGGCGGCAGCGCAGAAGUGGCCCGAGUCGUCGGUCUUCAUAUAAAGAAAGGGGCGGCGGUUGGAUAGGUAGGGUUGGCUGUCGAAGGCAAGGGCGGGGGAAAGGGAAAAAAGAAAGAGGGCAGGUGGGCUGGCUGCAGGCCGGAUUGGCAAGACUGUAGAUAGUUUGUUGAAGACGGACAAUCGAGGAAAAGAAGCAAUGCAGCCACGGAACCAAGCCUGUACGCUGCUGGCAGUCCCUGCGGGAGAGGAGGGAGCAGAGGGCGAGGGCGAGGGCGAGGGCGAGGGCGGAGCCGGAGGGCAGCUGGGCCGGCCUGGCGAGGCAAGGCUGGCUGGCUGGCGUGGCCGGGCUAGUGAUAAGUCAGUCAGUCAGUCAGUCCAUGUGUCCAUGUUCCAUGGUGCAUGACCAGCCGGGCUCGGCUUCCGCGGGCUGUCUACAGGGUCUGUGCGAGACAAGCCUCUUGUUACGGCAAUGGUUUGCAACUGCACAAAUACAUUGUGUUGUUGUACAAUGUGCUCGAGGAGGACAUACAAGAAAAAAACAGAGGAGAAGCCUCAGUUUGGUCUCUAAGUGCAGUUGUAUAUAUGGUCUUGGUUGGCCAGGCGUGG
Molecule: messenger RNA, 3579 nt
Organism: Diaporthe batatas
Lineage: Eukaryota; Fungi; Ascomycota; Sordariomycetes; Diaporthales; Diaporthaceae
Product: peptide alpha-N-acetyltransferase complex A subunit NAT1
Exons: 4
Coding region: 530-3016 (828 amino acids)
Biological process (GO): N-terminal peptidyl-methionine acetylation
Cellular component (GO): cytoplasm; NatA complex
Molecular function (GO): protein-N-terminal amino-acid acetyltransferase activity; protein binding
Source: RefSeq, a predicted model, not a curated record